AAGCAGAGGCCUGAGCUCAAUGACAUAAAAGCUGACAUUGCAUGACAGUAAAACUAGUGGAAUAAGUUACAUAAAAAUAAAUGAGGGGGCCAAAUGACAUAACCGGAAAUAACGUUACCCGGAACGACUUUGGAAGUGUACCACAAACAAUGGAAGCGGUGACAUCCGACAGACCGUACCACAUUAUUAUUUUCGGUGCUUCGGGCUUCACCGGCAAGUUUGUUGCUGAAGAAGUGGCCCGGUACGCGGCAGAAAGUACUGGAAAUGACCAUUUAACAUGGGCAGUGGCCGGUAGAAGCCGACCCCGUCUGGAGGGAGUGUUAAAGCAGGCGGCUGACAGGCUGGCUAUGCCAGAGUUGAGGACGGAUAUUGAUAUCAUCAUAGCAGACGUGUCCAAUAAAGAAUCUCUGGCCAUCAUGUGCCAACAGGGUCUGGUUGUUCUCAACUGUGUUGGUCCAUACAGGUUUUAUGGCGAGCCGGUGGUCGCCGCAUGUGUGGAGAACGGAGCUCACUAUAUCGACAUCUGUGGAGAGCCCCAGUUCCUGGAGUGCAUGCAGCUGCAGUACCACGCUAAGGCCUUGGACAGAGGAGUCUAUGUGAUUGGCAGCUGUGGCUUUGACUCCAUACCUGCAGACCUGGGCAUUAUCUACACUCACACACACUUUAAAGGGACACUGACUGCAGUGGAGAGCUUCCUGACUAUCAGCAGCGGGCCUCAGGGCACAUGCGGCCAUGUUGCCACGUGGCAGUCAGCCGUGCACGGCUUUGCUGACAGUAGCUCCCUUCGCCAGCUGCGGCGGAAGUUUGGCUACAAGCCGCUGCCUGUGGUGGGAAGCAAAGUCCGCCCGAGAGGUUCUGUGUUUUUCAGCAAGGAGAUUAUGCAGUAUGCCAUCCCAUUUAUGGGUUCAGACCCCUCCGUAGUCAAGAGAACACAGCGUUUCCUUUUCGAGGAGGAACAUCGUUCACCAAUCCAGUAUUGUGCAUAUGUCGGUGUUGGGGGCCUCCUCUCGGUUGUCAAGCUCGUCUGUGGUGGACUGCUCUUCUGGAUCAUGGUCAAGUUCAGCCUGGGCAGGAAGCUCCUUACCAUGUUUCCAAGGUUUUUUUCCUUUGGCUUAUUCAGCAAGGCUGGUCCAACGAUGAAACAGAUCGAAGACACCUGCUUCAGCAUUGUGUUUUUCGGUGAGGGAUACUCGGAGGGUACAGACCCUUCACAAGGACAACCCAACGCCAAGAUCUGCACUCAGGUCUUGGGAGCAGAGCCUGGUUAUGUGGCUACAGUGAGCGCUAUGGUCCAAGCAGCAGUAACUCUGCUGAAAGAAAGACACUCUCUUCCCAGGAGGGGAGGAGUUUACACACCAGGAAGCGCCUUUUACAACACCAGUCUCAUCGAUCGCCUUCAUAACCACGGCUUCAAGUUCUCUGUGAGAAACUACCAGGAACCACCUCAACAUGAGUCACUGUAAAGGUCACACCAUAGCUUUUGUGUGUGUGUGUGUGUGUGUGUGUGUGUGUGUGAGAGGGGGAAAAAAUGCUGAUUUUGCAUUUCUACUUCAAAAAAAAAAAAAAGAUUCUGCUAAAAAAACUAAAAUAUUGAUGACUGCAAUAGCAAGUAAGUAAUGCUGCACUGUACGGUGCCAAUUGAAGACAUUAGAAUAAAUAAUUGUCUUAGAACUUUUCAGACUUAUGCGCAUGUUUAAUACCAGACAAAUAGCAACGGAGGAGGCGCGGUCGGGGGAGGAGGCUGCAGAAUCCGAGCAUGUUAACCAAGAGAAGGAUGCAGAUUUACUAUGUACACAACUUGAUAUUUAUGGAGUAGUUUAUUAAAAGAAUGAAGGACCCAAAAUCAUUUUGUAAGCCAGUGAAAUGAGCAGCAAAGGACCGCUUUAGGGAUUCAUUGUGGAUGUACGUAUUUUACUUUGAUAUAUUUUCAUGAAUAAAAAAUGUGUUGUGUCACAUACCUUAUUUCCCUCACACUUAGUUAUUAGUAUUAUUGCUGUAUUAUUAUUAUUUUGUUUGUUUAAUUUGCCAUGCCCAUUAAUAGAGACGGUUCUGUUUUUUUACUCUCUAGGGCAGGGGUCACCAACACAAUGCCCACGGGCACCAGGUAGCCCCCCACGACCACAUGAGGUGCACACAAGCCUGCUUUUCAUUCAGGUUUUCAGUUAAUAAUGUGAGAACACUAGAAAGAAAAGUAUUCUGAAACAUAAAGUGUGAGUUGUGGAUACCAGCAUUUUUUGAAUGUUUUGGUAAAACAUAUAUCGACCGACAAUGGAUUUGUUUUUAGCAAAAAUGUGUACCCCCCAACCUUCCAAUUUUUCUGUGUGCCGCCUUCCUUGAACAAAGUUUGGACACUCCUGCUGGAAGUCAUCAGUUGUAUUACAUCGUCGCUGCCAGCAGAUGUCAGGUUUUAGCCUUAAAUGCACCCACUUGACGAAUAAUGACCCUGCACAUCCUGACGUGACUGUAGAGGUCAUUUCAUGCCUCGGAGGAUGCGGCAGAAGGGUGUGGAUUCACAGUGAAACACUCACCAGGCUUCUACUUUAAGGCGGCGGUCAUUAAAGAAUAAAAAGACAAUUUCCUGGUCAUCUUGCUUCAGGUUGUGAGUCCCCCACCCCACCCCGCCCCACUGUUUUAUCUGCUUCCCGUUCCCCAGCUGUCACCACAGCACAAUAACGCCAUAAACACGGUCCAAACACUGGCUGUGCCGACAGAACAUGUCAGCUUGACGUGCAGUGUAGGUGUGAGGGUGAGAGAUUGCAGUGGUGCCCCACCCUUCCAGCCUGUGUCUGCACACACAAUGCUCCAUUGUCGCUGUGCCGAUAUCCAUGCUCUCCUCCUAGAUAUCAACAUCCCCCUUUUUAACUGUUACUACUGACUGAUUGAAACUGCCCAAGUAUAGUGCUUCCAUGUUGUACAACCAAAAUGUUAGCCUUCAUGUUUUGAUGCCGGAAUUGUUUAAAUGUGUAGAGAAGUGUGCUAAAAUGCCAGUCAUUGCCAUGGGAAUUUUGUGCUGGAAAAUGUGGAAUUCUGGGAAAACUGUUGAAAACAUGUGGCCUUAAUGUUUUGAGUGAGCUGGAUGUUGUGGCGUUCGAAUGGUUUGACUCGGUUGAUAUAUUACAUUAGUUUGAAGCGAGAGCUGCUGCCAGUAUCGGUAUAUGUAAUGAAAUGCUGGAAAAUAUUGGUAAGAAAGCCAAUAUCGACCAUCUAUGUAUGAUACAGUAAUCCCUCGUUUAUCGUGGUUCAUUUGUUUCAGGCCCGACUGUGAUUAGUGAAUCUGCCAAGUAGGAUUCCUUAUUUGUAAAUACAAUAUUUUCAGCGUUAGAACAUAGAAAACCUCUUUAUGACCUUCUAAAUAUGCUUUUUAACAUUAUUAGAGCUCUCUAAACAUUAAAUAACACCCCUAUAGUCACCUUUACAUUCAAAUUACUCAAUAUAGUAGACAUAAUAAGAGAAAAUAAGACAUAAAUAAGACUCAGUAGGGGAUGUUCCAGCUAUCAAGUCUGGUGCCUAUGUUUCUCCCUGAUCAUUGCAGUAACAUUACUCGCACCUAGUGAGUAGUAUAGAAUACUACAUGUCAUCACGUCUUUGAUUGUGUCUUCUGAAUGACUCAUAUUUGUACUUUACUUAACUUAUCCAGCAAAAUUUGCUUAAAUAUUCUUUUUCUCCCCCAAUAUUCAACCAUGAA
This is a messenger RNA of Dunckerocampus dactyliophorus (ringed pipefish), 3685 nucleotides long. Its product is annotated as saccharopine dehydrogenase-like oxidoreductase. The coding region runs from base 81 to 1463 and encodes 460 amino acids. Gene Ontology annotation, cellular component: mitochondrion; plasma membrane; lipid droplet. Gene Ontology annotation, biological process: glycolipid biosynthetic process. Lineage: Eukaryota; Metazoa; Chordata; Actinopteri; Syngnathiformes; Syngnathidae. The transcript has 12 exons. The record is from RefSeq and is a predicted model, not a curated record.